UCCUCUUCAACAUUCACCGACAUGUCCCAAUCAAUCCUUAUAAAAAAGUGUUUCAGCUUUUUUAAGAAAAAAAAACAUAGGAACGCACGGUUCAGCACUGAACAGGGGAAAGAAGGAUUUUAGAAAGGCACACUUUUUAAAAAAAAACCCCUCCCCGUCUUUCUUCCCAGCAGCCUCCGCCUGUUGCUAGGGAGAAGGGAGCGGAGUUUGGGCCUAGUCCUGGGGGUUAGUUUAUUCUCCGCAUCAUGAGUACCAUGUGUGCUGACACCAUUCUCAUCGUCUUUAUCUCGGUCUGCACUGCGCUAUUAGCUGAAGGUAUCACAUGGGUACUGGUGUAUAGAACUGAAAAAUACAAGCGCUUGAAGGCAGAAGUAGAAAAACAGAGUAAGAAAUUAGAAAAAAAGAAAGAGGCCAUUACGGAAUCUGCAGGGAAACAGCAAAAGAAGAAAAUAGAGAGGCAAGAGGAAAAGCUGAAAAAUAAUAAUCGGGACCUGUCAAUGGUGCGAAUGAAGUCUAUGUUUGCUAUUGGAUUCUGUUUCACCGCUUUGAUGGGCAUGUUUAAUUCUAUAUUUGAUGGACGAGUAGUAGCUAAGCUCCCGUUUGUGCCUCUGUCGUACAUUCAGGGUUUGUCCCAUCGCAACCUUCUUGGAGAAGAUUACACUGACUGUUCUUUCAUUUUCUUGUAUAUUUUAUGUACAAUGUCCAUUCGUCAGAAUAUCCAGAAACUACUGGGUCUUGCUCCUUCACGAGCUGCUACGAAACAGGCAGGAGGAUUCCUGGGACCUCCACCUCAAGCAAGCAAAUUCUCAUAAUGCAGCUGUAGCCAAGUAUUGCACAUCUGAUCUCUACAUACUACUAAUACGGCUCUUCACGGCUAAAGAGGCAGUUUGAACUUUGUUUGUAUCUAGCAAUGAAAUUCAGAAAGGCUGAUGUGUACAGUUAUUGAAAUACUUAUAGGAUAUUAAACUGCCAUUUUUUGAACACAGAAUCAGAAGCCAGUUUGUCUGGCUAUGAUUCUUUCAAUUGUCGAGCAUAAUGAAUUUAAGCCUACAAUGGCAAAGUAUUAAAAUAAGUUAGAAAUCACAGAAAUUGCUUCUUGAUGAAUUUGAUUAAAUGUUCAAUUUAAAAAUGAUUUUGAUCUGAAGUAACUUUGUUUUGAAAUGUUAGUCUAUAAAAUAGAAAAUGAACUUGUACUGCAGCUGAUAUAUGGAAACAAUAAAAGCUUUUAAUCUUCAAA
Molecule: messenger RNA, 1237 nt
Organism: Stegostoma tigrinum
Lineage: Eukaryota; Metazoa; Chordata; Chondrichthyes; Orectolobiformes; Stegostomatidae
Gene: tmco1
Product: transmembrane and coiled-coil domains 1
Exons: 7
Coding region: 246-812 (188 amino acids)
Biological process (GO): endoplasmic reticulum calcium ion homeostasis
Cellular component (GO): endoplasmic reticulum membrane; cytoplasm; endoplasmic reticulum
Molecular function (GO): calcium channel activity
Source: RefSeq, a predicted model, not a curated record